UUGCGCACGUUUUACAGCACAGUGCGCGAUAGCCCACGUGCAGUGUUAGUUGUUUAGUGCUUGAGCAUGGACUCCAAAAGUGACCUGAAACGCGUACAAUUAAAAUUCGAUCCUAAUGCGAAUGGGGAUGAUAGAAAGAAGGCUCGCAAGCUCUACAAAGUGUACAAAAAGGAAUUUCUCGAGGAGAAUGAAUACAGAGAAAUCGACACAAAUCGCUUUGCCAGCGAAUGUGGCGAGCAGAUGGAACAAUUUGAUCCGGCCACCCACGAUGCCUGGGUGCUGCAGUGCCCCAAAGGCAUCGACCUGAGCAGCAUGCUGACCAGCAAGCGCAUCAAACUGCCCGGUCGCCGCUAUGUGGGCGACAUUCAGGUGCGUGCCACACACUACGCACAGCCGCAAACCCAAUCCGUUGGCUACGUCAACAGCAAGAACAAGUACGCGAUGCGAUUGCUGCCACUGGCUGGUCAAUUGGUGGUUGGCAAGCGUUUGAAUAUGCAUCAGCCCAAUGCGGAUAUGGACAGCAAUCAGUGUCCCAAAUCCUGCGAACCACAAAAAUUUAAAGCGCCUCUGCGACAUCCGUUCUUUGGGCGUGACUAUAAAAAGCAUAUCGAUUUGGACAAGAAGACGAAGACGAAGCUGCGCCAUGCGGAUAAGAGAUGCGCCGAGGCAAAGGCCCAAGAGCUCGCCACGGGCAAUUUCUAUCAGAUACGCAGUAAACUGCUGGCAACCACACAAACGCUGCAGCAGAAGGAACACGAUGUGCGACAGUCGGUGCUGACUGGCGUCCUGCCCAAGUUCAUGGAAGACAGCGAGCAUCCAAACUAUGUGGAUCUGGUGAACGACGACGACGAUGACGACUGUGAAGAGGCGAAUCAGUCCCAGAAGCUGGACAAAAAACAGCUGAAGCGUAAAGCAAAUGGUGCAGUAAAAGCUGAAGACAUUCCUGACGCAGAGCAACCCAUGGAUAAGAAACGCAAAAAGCGCCAUUCACAAAGCAAUGCUUAGUCAGCCACCAAAAGCAUUAUGUUCUAACAACCUACAACGUCUGUUUAGUUUUAAGUUCUAAACCAAAAUAACAAUAAAUAUUUAUACAGUUUUUAA
Messenger RNA from Drosophila grimshawi, 1101 nucleotides. RefSeq lists its product as uncharacterized. The transcript is spliced from 2 exons. Bases 67 to 1005 code for a protein of 312 amino acids. NCBI's taxonomy places the organism in Eukaryota, Metazoa, Arthropoda, Insecta, Diptera, Drosophilidae. The record is from RefSeq and is a predicted model, not a curated record.